Molecule: messenger RNA, 1277 nt
Organism: Papaver somniferum (opium poppy)
Lineage: Eukaryota; Viridiplantae; Streptophyta; Magnoliopsida; Ranunculales; Papaveraceae
Product: protein ZINC INDUCED FACILITATOR-LIKE 1-like
Exons: 5
Coding region: 431-712 (93 amino acids)
Source: RefSeq, a predicted model, not a curated record
CUAUUCACUUACCUCAAUAAAGUUAAUAAUGUUUUGAAAGGGUUGCAUUUAAUAUUAUGUGGGUUGUAUGUAGUCACUGCCUUGGUUUUGCCCGAGCAAUUUUUUACACAUUUCAUGAAAAGAUACGGAUUUAGUUAGACUCGCUCAAAACCUAUCAACAUGUGCAACAGUGCAAGUCCAACUCACCCACUGACCCGUUCCAGUUCCUACCUAAUCUACCCUUCCCUAGUCAGUUAGUUACAGUAGUUGGGUUAGGUUAGUUUAAAUGGGUUGGAAUAGAAAAUGGGCAGAGGGUUAUAUCCCGUAGCUUCCCUUUAAUCCCAAUCUCGGUUUCAGUUUCUCAGCUUUAGUGCAUCCUCUUCUCCCUCUUAUGUAACUUUGCAUAGAAUCAGAGACGGAUGGAUAUGACUUCAUCAAAUCCAGACGGUAUAUGUAUCUAUCAAUUAUCACUGGGUUAUUCAUCCUACAGAACAAUGCAGUGUCUCAGCACCAAAGGGGAGCUGCAAAUGGCAUUUCUAUGACUUGGAUGUCUCUUUUCAAAGCCUUUGGUCCAUUUGGUGGUGGUGCUUUGUUUUCAUGGGGACAAUCGCGAAAGAAUGCUUCGUUUCUUCCAGGCAGUGAGAUGGUUUUCUUUGUUCUAAAUAUGGUUGAAGUGGUAGGAUUACUGAUGACCUUCAAACCAUUUCUUGCACUCCCUCAACAACGUGGAUAACGUAUUCAAGAACUACAAAACAUUUAGUCAUAUAAUUCCUCUAGAGGGAACCCUGGUGCAGCAGGGGCAGGAAUCAUCUCUCAAAAUGAAGGUUGUGAGGUGGUACAAAUCUCUCAUUUGGCCUUAGUAUAUUCCAUAUUAUCUAUCUUACUCGAUGGGCCACAAUUUUUGGAUGUAAUAUCCUCGGAUGAACUUGUGUAGUUGAAGCUUUACCUCCGGCAUGAUUCCGUCCGUAGUAUCUGCGGUAUGGAAGAAUGUGGUCUUUAACAUAUCGCUGAUUCAGUCUGUUUCAAAAUAUUGUUUUAAGAAGUUUACAAUAUCUCAGGACUGGUAAGCAAGAGUUUCUCAUCUCAUCCUAUAUUCUUUUCAAAUUUAUUCUUAAGCUAUCAAGUCAAGAAUAUAUUACUACUGAUUGUUACAUUUGUAAUAUGUAGUAUGAAUUAAACUUUCUUCCAACUGUUGUUUUACCGGUACUAGUCUUUAAAUGGAUGCUUAAUCAUAAAAGAUACGACUCUUAUAAAUGAAAUUAAUGACGUAAAUAAAAACUUUUCUGUGUUUAUGUUUU